Sclerotinia borealis F-4128 is the source of this 951-nucleotide messenger RNA. The record is from the annotation of a GenBank genome assembly. NCBI's taxonomy places the organism in Eukaryota, Fungi, Ascomycota, Leotiomycetes, Helotiales, Sclerotiniaceae.
AUGGAUGCAGGCAAAUCAACAAUUCCCGACGAUGCUAUGGUUUACGUGAAGGGGUCAUUAAAGCUGGUCAAAGAGCUCAAAGGAAUGGACUUGAUCAGUGCUGUGUCAACAGGAAGGGUGACACGUGGGCCGAACAAGACGAUCAUUCCAAGGGGAUCGUAUUACACUGAAAAAGACCUGAUACCAGGAGAUACUGAUCCGGAGGAUACUGUCAUCCUUUAUCAAUACGGAAAUCGAUCCAUCAAACGUCUUCCGGAUGGUCUAGUACUUAAGUCUGGUCCAUCAAUACGGCUUGCUGAAGCUGCUGCUAUGGAUUUGGCCGCCAAACAUGGCCUUCCAGUACCAAAAUCCCACGGAGUCUGUGAGCCCGAUCAAGAAAACGGCCGACGACUAGGUUGGAUCAAGAUGGACUUUGUAGAAGGCACAGCUUUGGAGGACGUAUGGGCGGAUUUGAACAAGCAAGAAAAGUUGGAUAUCUGUCAUCAGCUUCGAGACAUUUUGAUAAAAAUGAGAACUAUUGAACCCCCAACCCAGGGAACGAUUAAUUCUUGCGACAACAGCAGCAUAAAAGACGGCCGCAAUAUAUCCGACUAUCAAGGCGGGCCAUUCAAGAACGAGACCGAGUUUAAUGAGUUCAUUUUGGAUUUCGGAGCCCGACCACCAGUUGCACUGGAGCAAGCGAUCAGGAAUCGAAUGCCUACUGGGCAUCGUACUGUUCUCACUCAUUGUGACUUAUCACCGAGGAACAUCAUGGUGCGCGAUGGUAAAAUCACGGGACUAAUAGAUUGGGAAGAUGGCGGCUUCUUUCCGGAGUAUUGGGAAUAUGUGAAGUUCUUUGAAGCUUUCACAAAGCAUAGAGAUUGGAAAGAUUACAGUGAUGAGAUCAUGCCGCAAAAAUAUGACGAUGAAUUACUGUUCUUCCAGGUACUCCUUCGGUGGCAGCGAUCCUGA